AUGUCUGGCAACGCUGACGUUGACAAACUCGUUGUGCUCAUCUCCGACGCUGCAUUUGAAGCAGUCGUGGAGUAUCAGAAAUACGGGCAAGAUGUACCUGCUCUCAGCUGUCCGGUCGUCCAUCCUCUAGACAGUGCGACCGACCUCAUCAAGCUACGGAGGGCGCUGAGACAGCUCGAGGGCGCAUGUCGUCACCUCUACGAUAUGCUUGCACCACCGGUGGAGUAUAUAGGCAAGAACACCAUGGACUUUGGCCCAGUCCUCUUGAGGACGGCCGUGAAUGCUGGCAUAGCCGAAAUCCUCGAAGGGCGUCCUCAAGGGAUGCAUCUCUUGCAUAUCGCUGAAGCUACCGGUUUACCCGAGCCAAAGUUGACUCAGAUCAUGCGUGCGCUUGCUAGCCGCAACUGUUUCAUUGAAGUUGACACAGAUACAUACGCCAACAAUAGGAUCUCUCAGGCAUUAUUUAAGGACUCGGAGACCCGCUCUUGCGAUUACACGUGGCUCGCAGUCACACAGUGUCACUACGGUCUGGAUAGUUAUUGGGAAUUUCUUAACAACAAGCAAGUCGAUGUUGCAGACGUACCUGACAACUACAAGGGCCUAUGGUCUUAUGCUCGGCGGAAUUCGGCGGGCGAGCUCCAAGAUUCAAUUUACACCGCUUGGGGAAAGCAUGUACGCAUUUACUCCCAAGUAUUAUCACCCUACUCGACCUUCUGCGAUAUUGGAUCUGGUGUUGGCUCUUUCUCUCUACAUCUGGCAAAGUUACGUCCUGACUUGCAUAUCACCUUGCAAGACCAGCCCCAUGUCCUGGACGAUGCUUUGCAGCUGUGGAGCAAGGAGUUCCCGGAUUGUACGCUUGACAAGCGCGUGGUAUUUGAACCACUAGACUUCCUUGUUCAUCCUCCGGUUCAAGGACAGGAUUAUUACUACAUGCGCGCCAUUGUGCACAACUGGACUGACAAUGACGUUCGCCGGAUCCUCACAAAUGUUCGAAAGGCAAUGGGGGCUCACAGCCGCCUCCUGAUUCAGGAGUAUUCGUUGGCGCCACAAAAUCGAAAACGGGGUGCUGGAGAAGCUGCUAGAUACGGAAUACAGCAGGCCCCAGAACCGCUGCUGCCUAACUUCGGCUGGGGCGCAUCCAGGAGGCACAAUCUUGACUUCACCAUGCAGCUCACGUUCAACGCCAAGGAGCGCACUGUUGGAGAGCUGAUAGAGCUCGCGUCGUCAGCAGAAUUGGCGUUCGUCAAAUUCUUGGACUUGGGGACUGCAUCGGUAUUGGAGUUUCAAUCAGCAAGGAAGGAUGAAAGUUCGCAAUCUCGUCUGUAG
Coniophora puteana RWD-64-598 SS2 is the source of this 1326-nucleotide messenger RNA. RefSeq names its product S-adenosyl-L-methionine-dependent methyltransferase. NCBI's taxonomy places the organism in Eukaryota, Fungi, Basidiomycota, Agaricomycetes, Boletales, Coniophoraceae. Gene Ontology annotation, molecular function: O-methyltransferase activity. The coding region runs from base 1 to 1326 and encodes 441 amino acids. The record is from RefSeq and is a predicted model, not a curated record. The transcript is spliced from 9 exons.